ACGCUGUCAGAGGUGGCCACCUGCCUCAAGACGAGCCCGCGUGACUGCGCGUUUCAAGUCAAACAUCCAUUCGAUUCUCACCCCCACGACGCUCUUCCACCAAGAAAUCGACUCCUACCUCAUCGCUAUCCACCAUGGGAUUAUAUUGCGUGUUUGGUCCACUCGGCCGGGCAAUUGCCGCCUGCCACACCCUCUUCAUUAUCGCCUAUUUGAUUGCGAUUGCGGCGGCCAUCAUCGUUGCCAUUAGGACCUUUAGGAAGAAAGCCAUGAUUUCCGUUCUGCUUGUUACUGUUGCAACACUGGCAAUGGUGUUCUACUGCAUUUCCAACAUCUUGGCGUUAGCCACUGAGGUGCAUGUAGCAUGCUCCAACAACCUCUUACCCGCGCUACUGAUCGCCGAAAGCGUCCUAGCUGUUAUUGGAGACGCAUUGCUCCUCGCCGCCCUGCUGCUACUUCCUCACCACCUGGGCCGGCUCCCUAUCCUGGCCAUUAUUGUACAAGGGGUCACUUUUGUCAUUGUUUGGGCACUCAUGUUAGCGUGGGUUAUCAGCCGCUGGUUUACAACCAGUAUCGACCUCUUCCGAGCCACCUACGCCCUCUACGGAUUCGCCGUCUGCCUGACUAUUGGACUUUCUUUCUACGGCCUCAUCGCGCAGCGCCCGAAAGGAACCGCGCAAAUAUACCACCUUGUUGUCCUCGCCGUUAUUAGCUGCUUGAUGGUGGUCUGGUUUGUUCUGACCUUUGUGUGGUUCAUUCCACUCGCUACUGUGCACGGCUUGGAUGGGUCCAGCUAUAUGGUCGUUGAGGUCGACAAGGUCAUCCGUGUCAUCGUUCUGGGAUACCUCAUUGAGUUGGCAAGGUUCGCUGUUCUGCUUCUUAUCACUCUUGCGGCGGAACUGGGUGGAGCCGGUGUGCAAGAUCAAGAGGCCUACGAGGCAUGAAGUGUUAGCUCUUGUUUGAAUUACCUAUAGCUCUCCCCCUUUACCCUACGUAGUACUGGUCAACAGAACCUCUUUCUAGCCC
This is a messenger RNA of Mytilinidion resinicola, 1023 nucleotides long. RefSeq lists its product as uncharacterized. The coding region runs from base 135 to 941 and encodes 268 amino acids. NCBI's taxonomy places the organism in Eukaryota, Fungi, Ascomycota, Dothideomycetes, Mytilinidiales, Mytilinidiaceae. The record is from RefSeq and is a predicted model, not a curated record. The transcript has 3 exons.